CCUUCCUCCUUCCUACCUUUGUUGUCACAAUGGAGAGGAACGAUUAUUACGCCACAGGCGGCCCUGACGCAGCAUUGAACGUGGCCACACGCUUGCACGCUCAUCCUGUCACACAAGAUGGCGCACACGAAGACAUCGUUCAUGCUGAUGAACCCGUUCCACGUCCUUCCAUCGUUCAUCGCGCAUCAAGUAGCAAGGAUGAGAAAGGUUCUUUGGGUGAAAGUGACGAAAAAGUAACCAAUGCAUUGCCAUACGGUUCAAAUGAAAAGCCUCAAGCAGAAGAUAUGGAAGAUUUGCAAGAAUCUUUCACGGCAGAAGAUUUAGCAAGAGGUGUCCCAUUCCCUGAAUCUUCUCUUCCCUACGAAGAAGGAAGUGGUUUAACCCUUCGAGCAUUGGCCGUCGGUACAGCUUUGGGUUUCAUCAUCGCUGCUUCUAACAUUUACCUUGGUUUGAAGACAGGUUUCACUUUCUCUGCAACUUUGUUUGCUUCUUUGCUCGGUUUCGUUAUCAUCAAAUCACUCACAAAGGUUUUGCCUGACGGUAAAGGUGGUUCUUUCUUUGGUCCUCGUGAAAAUGUUACAAUUCAAUCUGCCGCUGCUGGUUCUUCCGGUUUGACAUCUAUGUUUGUUGCAGCCGUUCCAGCAAUGUACCGUUUAGGAUUACUCAAAGAUCCUGAAACCGAUUUCGCACGUUUGUUCACAUUCUGCUUCUGCUCUGCAUUCUAUGCAUGCUUCUUCGCCAUUCCAUUACGCAAAUUCUACAUUUUGAAACAAAAGCUUGUCUUCCCAACACCAACUGCAACUGCUUUGGCCAUUCGUGCAAUGCAUACCGCAAACGGUGCUGCUCUUGCGCGCAAAAAGACAAAGGCUCUUGGUAUCGCUUUCGGAUGCGCGAUCGUUUACUGUGUCGUCAACACUUACGUUCCCGGUAUCUUGCUCGAUCAACACAUUUUCUACUGGCUUUACUCCUGGGGUGCCACGAACGCCAUUUACGUUGACAAUUGGGGAUGGUAUACGACCAUUACACCUGCUUUCUUCGGUUCAGGUAUGUUAGCCGGUAUGAAUGCUUCAUGGUCGUUCUUGGGCGGUUUGUUCCUCGGUUACGCUAUGAUCGGUCCUUCGUUGGUUGCAACUGGCGAAGCAAAAUGCCACUCUUAUGCUGAUGAUGGAUUCGAUCAUGCAUACACUUGUUUCUCCACCACUCAAUACAAGCCAGGCAAGACAGAGCUCAAAUCUGCUUCUCCUCGUUAUUGGUUAAUCUGGCCCGCCGUUUUGAUGAUGUUCGGAUACAGUUUCGCAGAAGUCGCAAUGAACUACAAAUCGCUAUGGGCAGGAAUCAGAUCUGCCGGUGUUGAAACUUACUGCAAAAUCACUGGAAAGGAGAUGCCAAUUUACGAAGAUGCAAUCCCUGAUCCAGCACCAAAGAGCCAACAAGUUCCAUUGCUAUACGUCUUGGUCGGUUUGACUUUGUCAAUCUUGAUGACAAUUUUGGUUUGCGCUUUGCAAUUCGACAUGAACGUAGGAAAUGUUAUCUUGGCAAUCAUUUUGGCAUUCUUGUUCUCUUUCAUUGGUAUUCAAUCUUCCGGUACAACUGAUAUUAACCCAUUGUCAUCCGUUGCCAAAGCAUCUCAAUUGAUCGUUGGUGGUGCUUUGAAGGGUGAAGGAAGAACUGGUCCAUCCGCUCAAUUGGAAAACUUGAUCGCAGGUUCCAUUGCCUCUUCUGCUGCCGCACAUUCCGUUGACAUGGUUGGUGAUUUGAAGACUGGUCAUUGGUUGCGUGCUUCUCCACUUACCCAAUUCUACGCUCAAUUGUUCGGAUCUCUAUGGGCAACUCCAUUCUCUGUUGGAUUGUUCGUUCUCUUCUCAAAAGCAUACCCAUGUGUUUUGGACGCAGCAGCAGAAACUUGUGUUUUCGGUGCUCCAAGUGUUGCAGCAUGGCAAGCAGUUUCCGUUGCAGUCGUUGCACCUCAAUUGCCCGUUACGCUUUCUUCAGGUUUGACUGCAAUCGUUUUGACAAUUAUUGCAAUUGCAACCGUCAUUGCACGUUACAAGUUUAUCCCCCCAAAGUACCACGUUUACCUACCAAACUGGAACGCAAUCGGUAUUGGAUUCUUGGUGCCAAACUGCAAUUACGGUAUCGCAAUGGCAACAGGUGCAACUUUCGUUCACUUUUGGUCAAAGAAAUACCCUGGAAAUGCUGACAUUUAUGCUUACGCUAUCGCUGCCGGUCUCGUUGCUGGUGAAGGUAUUGCAGGUGUUAUCAAUGCAAUUUUGGAAAUUGCUGGUGUUUCAGGUGCAAUCUUGGGAACCAAAGUCGCCCUUCCACCAUGGUCUGUUUAG
Messenger RNA from Meira miltonrushii, 2339 nucleotides. Its product is annotated as OPT superfamily oligopeptide transporter. The transcript has a single exon. Lineage: Eukaryota; Fungi; Basidiomycota; Exobasidiomycetes; Exobasidiales; Brachybasidiaceae. Bases 30 to 2339 code for a protein of 769 amino acids. The record is from RefSeq and is a predicted model, not a curated record. Gene Ontology annotation, molecular function: oligopeptide transmembrane transporter activity. Gene Ontology annotation, cellular component: fungal-type vacuole membrane.